AUGCAUCUCUUCAAGCCUCUUCUCGCAACCUGCGUGUGUUUCGCCCAGGUCAGUUUGGCCACCGUGGCAUUCACCAGGUGGCCAACAACUGUCUACACUGGAAAGCCAGCCACCAUGUACUGGAAGGGUGAUUCAGACGCUCCCGCUACUAUCACCCUGCGACAGGGCCCGUCCGGCAACCUCAAGACCCUCAAAGUCCUGACGCGUGACGCACAAGGGGGCUCAUACACAUGGAUCCCCGAAGAGUCCCUCCCCGCCAGAUCCGACUAUGCCUUGCAGAUCGAACAAGACGGUCACAUCAACUACUCUGGUCUUGUGACUCUCGCUGAGCAGCCUGGCAAGGGGCCUGCACAACCUUCACCGUCCAAGAACGCACCUCUUCCCUCCGACAGCACCCCUCCGCUCGGCGGCGCAAGGAACGGUGUCCAGAGAGGCAACAAUGGCUAUAUUCCUAAUUUGGAUAGCUCGUAUGCCCGCGUUAACAUGACCUCGGGUAAAAGCACGGCGCAUUCGAACACCAACGACGGUGUCACUGUCCGAUACAUCUCUCCGGAGAUGACGCUGGCAGCCUUAGCUGCUGUCGUUUAUUUUGCCGCCUGA
Aspergillus mulundensis is the source of this 600-nucleotide messenger RNA. RefSeq names its product GPI anchored serine-threonine rich family protein. The record is from RefSeq and is a predicted model, not a curated record. Lineage: Eukaryota; Fungi; Ascomycota; Eurotiomycetes; Eurotiales; Aspergillaceae. The coding region runs from base 1 to 600 and encodes 199 amino acids. The transcript is spliced from 2 exons.